CUUUCUCGCGGCGACUGCGAAGGGGGCCGUGACGGGCCGGACCAGAUCAGACCGGACCCCGGGGGCGAUGCGGCUGCUGCCCCUGCUGCGGACUGUCCUCUGGGCCGCGUUCCUCGGCUCCUCUCUGCGAGGGGGCUCCGGCCUCCGCCACGCCGUCUACUGGAACUCCAGUAACCCCAGGCUGCUUCGAGGAGACGCCGUGGUGAAUCUGCACCUCAACGAUUACUUAGACAUCUUCUGCCCACACUAUGAGGGUCCAGGGCCCCCCGAGGGCCCCGAGACGUUUGCUUUAUACAUGGUGGACCGGCCGGGCUAUGAGGCCUGCCGAGCAGAGGGGGCAGGGGCCUUCAAGCGCUGGGUGUGCUCCUUCCCCUUCGCUCCCUUUGGCCCUGUUCCGUUCUCAGAGAAGAUUCAGCGCUUCACACCCUUCUCCCUUGGCUUCGAGUUCUUGCCCGGAGAGACCUACUAUUACAUCUCAGUGCCAACUCCGGAGAGUUCUGGCCAGUGCUUGAGGCUCCAGGUGUCUGUCUGCUGCAAGGAGAGCAAGUCCGAGUCAGCCCAUCCUGUUGGGAGCCCUGGAGACAGUGGCACAUCAGGGUGGCAAGGGGGGGGCACUCCCAGCCCCCUCUGUCUCUUGCUGCUGCUGCUCCCCAUUCUGCGUCUCCUGAGAGUUCUCUGAGCCAAGCGGACCCUUCCUGCCACCCUCAGGAGCCAGAGCCCUCCCAAGACUCCCUGGAAGAGGGGCCCCUGCUACCUGAGCUGGGAAUGCCAAGCCAGACAGAUUAAGAUGGAAGAGUGAUGGGGGCGGUCAGAGGGUCUGAGGUGCCAACCCCCUCAUCACAGGCUGAAGAGGAGCUGCAGGGGAGACAGCCCUGGCCACCCUUGAGCAGAAGCAAGACAACCAUAGGGUCUCUGUUGGCUGCUUUGAUGGUGUCAUCCCAUCCACCAAGAAGACUGGGAUUUGGUGGGAUCAAAUCCUUGAGCCUGCUGGAGGCCAAGGCUGAAGACCUGGGGACAGGUCGAUUGCUAGACCAGGGCAAGGAAGAAGCUGAGGCCUGCUGUCUGUGCCCAGUGCCCUGUGGGCCUCUUCCCUGGUGCAGCACCUUUCCCUCCCCAGGGGGUCACUCAGUUGUCUUCUGUGAAGAUGGACUUGCCAUGUGGUUGAAUUUCAUGCCAGUUUGUAUUUUUAUAAGUGUCUGGACCAAACCUUCAAUAAACCACCCAUCUUUUUCUUGCU
This is a messenger RNA of Diceros bicornis minor, 1237 nucleotides long. It is a transcript of the gene EFNA4, whose product is annotated as ephrin A4. The coding region runs from base 68 to 679 and encodes 203 amino acids. The transcript is spliced from 4 exons. Gene Ontology annotation, molecular function: ephrin receptor binding. Gene Ontology annotation, biological process: ephrin receptor signaling pathway; axon guidance. The record is from RefSeq and is a predicted model, not a curated record. Lineage: Eukaryota; Metazoa; Chordata; Mammalia; Perissodactyla; Rhinocerotidae. Gene Ontology annotation, cellular component: plasma membrane.